Melampsora larici-populina 98AG31 is the source of this 1551-nucleotide messenger RNA. RefSeq lists its product as uncharacterized. The record is from RefSeq and is a predicted model, not a curated record. Bases 1 to 1551 code for a protein of 516 amino acids. Lineage: Eukaryota; Fungi; Basidiomycota; Pucciniomycetes; Pucciniales; Melampsoraceae. The transcript has 2 exons.
AUGCUUCUUAAACCGUCUCUAAUCACAUGGCUCAUGUUUUACCAUAUUGCACCCAGUGUUGCAACAUCUGAUAGUCUUCUACAGGGGAAAAUAUACAAAUCAUGGCAAAAAGGUGGUGUUACAAAUCAUCUACUCCACAAAUAUCAAUGCCCAGAUCUUAACCAAAUACCAGAAGAAUGGGGAGAUGAUGAUUAUGAAAUACCAGAUGGUGAUGCAAAGGUUUAUGAACUUGAUGACACAUUGAGACCUCUUGAUUCUCUUGGAAGUGAAUCAAACUCACCCUCUAUUGAUCAAUCAGUAUCAGAUACAUUGUGCACUGUUUCUCCAGUAGCCAGCUUCAGCCAUCACCAAGAAAACCAGCUUGCCCACACGGGCCAGAACACAGAUCAUGAUCAAAACCCAGCCUCAGAUCUAAUUCUGAUUCAUCAACCCUCAAGAACAAAUUCUGAAUCAUCUUUAUUUAACUUAUUUGAAGAUGACAUAAGUCUCAAGAAAGGAACAUCAGUAGUCUCUGAGCUUUGUGAGGGUAUGGAACCUGACAAGUUGGGUUUGGAAGAAAGCACUUCUGAUACCAACACAAGCAUUGGAUGUGUAGAGAAUUUAAAGAAUGAUAAGUCUCUCAUUAUUUCUAAGGAAAAUAUCAAAGAAAGCUCUGCAAAUCACCAAACUCAACAAAACCAAGGAAAAAUGGGAAAACAAGCAUAUCACAAUGUGAUGGACAACAGUGAAUCCUUACCAGUAGAUCUGGACAAAAGGAUCAAUUUGAAAAGAAAGGAAGAGAGUGUGCUUGAAAACCUCAAGUGCAAGGAACCUCAUCUUGAUGGAACAACCUGGAAAAAUAAUCACAGUUCUCAGCCAAGUACCAGGUCCAAGUCCACACAGGAUGUAUAUUCAGAGCCAGAAAAUCUCAAUGAACAUAAAGGAAGAACUUCAUGGUUCAUGUCACCAGCAUCAUUAAGACUUCCCAUUAUCCCUGAAGCACAAUUGGGAGAGUGGAAAAUCAAAUCAAACAAAGAAUGUUUCAAGGAUAUGGGCAAGUUUUGGUCUAAAAAAGAUGUGAAAUUGAGGAGUUUCCUUAGCACACAGUUUCCAAAUGAACCCAUUGAUUACAAUAGUGUUACUUUUUUAGUAUUCCAGAAGCUCUUGUUUCCAAUGUUUAUAGACAAGGUUGCAUUCAUACAUCCUCUCAUCAAAGAGCCAUUCAAGUUUACAAGCUUAUCUUCAAUGCUAGUAUCUGCAAGCAAUUAUUUCCAAGUCUGGUGUACAAAAGAAGUUGAAAAAUUGAUCAAAUACUUGGAUGAUCAUGUCAAACACAAGGGAGAAGAAACUCUGACAUUCGAAAAUAGAAUGAGGCUUUGCAAAAACACAAUUUCCUCAGUUUUAUAUAAAUCAGAGUUUGGGUAUGAGGAAACACAUCAGUUGAAGAUGAUUGUAUGGUCAAUUAUAGAUCAAUGGCUUGGCCAGAAUGUGUUACCUCAAAGAGCAGGAUCACACACUGGAUUUGUGAUACUUGAGAGGAUGUAUCAUGGAGAUUGUUUGAAAAGGGAAUAA